CAAAGUGGACUUGUAUUUCACAUUUAUACAUGAACAAAUGGAUGUUCGUUUCAUUCAGAAAGUGCUUACAUCGGAAGUUUGAAAUUAACCACACAUUGUUGCAUUUAAAUCUAUUACUUAAAUUUUAUUGAGUAGAAUUAAAGGUGAACAAACAAAAUGGACGAACAACAAGAAAACGACUCGAACUCUUGCAGUGAUAAUUCUUCGCCGGGUGGAUAUGAAGUGAUUGUCAUGGAUAGCCACGAACCGAGGGAUAUAUUCUGUCAAAUGGACAUACUACGGCAGUAUAAUGAUGACUACGUCUGGAAAGAACUUCAUCGAUGGGUGAAAUUCGAGGAGGUACUGGAAGAAAAGGGGAAGCGAUGGUCCAAGCCCCACGUUUCCUCCAUGUACAUGCAGUCCUUGACAGAGCUGCACACACUACUGGCCUCCAACACUUGUAUCCUGGACAUGGAGGCUCUAUCGAUGUACGACAUCGUGGAUAAAGUCUUGGAAGAGUGGAAGAACGAAGGGUCUGUCAGUAACCUGCUGUGGAACCAUUUGAGGGCCCUCUUACUGAAGAAACAUAAACACCAACACGUUAGAGGCAAAUAUAUAAAGCGCCAUGCGAGCAAAGCAAAGCUGAACGAAUCCAAACCAAAACUGAGUCCCGUCAAAGAGAUGUCUGAAAGUGUAUCAGCGCCAAACCUACACGCUUAUCACAACGAAGGCUACGAAUCGUCCCAUUCAAAUGAAGAUGCAUCCAGUGAGCUUCUCUCUUUUGGUUCUGAGUUUAAUGACAAAUUCAAACGAAAGAUUCCCGAGGGAGCGGAAGUUCUCAAUAUUAUGGUUGGAGAAGUAGAGGAGCUCAAAAACAGAAGACUCUGUGCAUUCGUAAGGCUGAGUGAAGCAAAAGAUGUCGGCAAAAUAACAGAGGUCUCUUUGCCCACCCGCUUCUUGUUUAUACUCUUAGUACCCCUUGACGAUAUUGAAGUGGGAGUAGAAAUAGGGCGAUGUAUUGGAACUCUCAUGACAGACGAGAUUUUCCGGGAAGCAGCAUACAGAUCCACGAACAAGGUGGAGAUUUUGUCAGCCGUUUUGGAUUUUACCAGUCAUGUGACUGUACUGCCUCCAGGAUGUUGGGACAAAAAUAAUAGAAUCGAACCACCGAAAGUAUUGCCUCCAAAAGACUCUCGGGCAAAUGCAAAGGUGGCGGAAAAGGUGAACAGAAGCACGGAGGAAGAUGAUGACGAUGACCCACACCACGACCCCAGCCUGGAACGGACAGGAAGAUUGUUUGGAGGAUUGAUACAAGACGUAAAACGGAAAUGGAAAUGGUACAGAAGCGACUUCACCGACGCAAUCCAUGUACAGUGUUUUGCAUCAUUCGUGUACCUGUUUUUAGCGACAUUAACACCUAAUGUGACAUUUGGAGGUCUUCUUGGAGUAGCAACAGAACAGCAUAUGGGCACGAUGGAGUGUAUUUUGGCAGCGGCUGUGACGGGGAUUAUCUUUGCUUUAUUCUCCGGUCAGCCAAUGAACAUCCUGGGAAGUACUGGACCAAUGCUUGUCUUGGAAUCAAUUUUAUUUAAUUUUUGCAGAGAACAAAAAUGGGAUUUCCUAUCGCUGAGGAUUUGGGUCGGACUUUGGACAGCAUUGCUCCUAACUAUUAUCGUGGCCUUUGACCUGAGUUCACUCGUUCGAUACAUUACGAGGUUCACAGAAGAGUCUUUUGCCUGCUUGAUUGCCCUUAUUUUCAUCUUUGAAGCAUUUAAGAAACUGAUCGAAAUAGAACAUUUAGCUCCAGUUGAAUUACAUGCAGAAAGCAAACAACUACGAGACUGCUUUUGCAUUUUCCUCAAUAAUACGCAAUUUGAACAAGAUCACGUCGCUUCACGCCAUGUGAGAUCCAUACAAACAACGCCAAGCAGUGAAAGCACAACCUCGUCUGGUGCAGUCAUUACGUCAUGGCCGCUUAACAAUUGCACGGAGAAUGGAGGAUUUCUUGGAGGGAAAGAUUGUCAUCCAGGAGAUUUCGUACCCGACGUCUUCUUCUUCAGUGUCCUUCUCUUCCUUGGAACAUUCACUAUAGCUUAUGGUGUGAAGAUAUUCCGAAACUCUGGAUUCUUUCCUAACUUUGUCAGAAAUACUGUAGGAGAUUUCGGUGUACUUAUUGCCAUCAUUGUCAUGCUUCUUGUGGACAUCUUGCUUGGGAUUCCCACUCCAAAACUUACCGUGCCAUCAGAAUUCAAGCCAACCAGACCUGACCGAGGUUGGAUCAUCAAUCCAAUUAGUGAUAAGAACCCGUGGUGGCUUAUCCUGGCAUCCUCCAUACCAGCAGCUCUCGCGACAAUUCUUAUUUUCUUGGAUCAGCAGAUUACAUCAGUCAUUGUAAACAGAAAAGAAAACAAACUGAAGAAAGGUGGAGGUUACCACUUGGAUUUACUGGUUGUGGCUUUUCUGAUUAUGCUGCUGUCCUUCUUGGGGUUGCCAUGGUUUGUGGCGGCAACAGUUACCGCCAUUGCUCACGUGAUGAGUUUACGGAAGGAAUCUGAGUGUACCGCCCCGGGCGAGAAACCAACUUUCCUGGGAGUCAGGGAACAACGAGUCACCGCCUUACUUGUGGGCCUUUUCAGCGGGCUGGCUGUUCUCAUCACAUCAGUAUUAAAGCACAUUCCAAUGCCUGUUUUGUAUGGCGUUUUCUUUUACAUGGGCGCAUCGGCUCUGAGCGGAAUGCAGAUGGUCCAGCGAAUUUUGAUUAUAUUCAUGCCCCAGAAAUACCAACCGGACUAUAAGUUUCUCCGCCACGUCCCCUUGACCAAGGUCCACCUGUACACGGGGAUUCAGGUCGUUUGUUUAGCCGCCUUGUGGGCCGUGAAGAGCAUCAAGGCUAUCAGCAUCGUGUUUCCAAUUAUGGUCCUGGGUAUAUGUUUUCAAAGAAAGGCCCUUGACUUCAUCUUUACCCAACAUGAAUUAAAAUGGUUAGAUGAACUUCUGCCGGGCUCUAACAUCAAAAAAGAAAAGAAGCCCAAAUUGUCCAUUCAGAAUGUACAGAAGCCGAAGACUAUAAUACGAUCGUUGUCAGUACCUGUCUAUAAUUAUGACGUACAGUUACAACCUGAUCUGAAACAAGGACUGUCAAUCUCUAGUGAAUCUCUACGCAGACGCUCUUGUUAUGAAGACAUCCAAAACUUCUCUACGAAACGAAAAAUAUCCAGUUCGUCACUUCCUGUAAAUUUGUCUCUUCGGUGCGAGUCAGCGAAAAAUGAGAACAAUAACAGGAAAAAUAUGUUUGAUUUUAGUGAAGUGUAAAUUUCAUCCAUUGAAGUGUAAAUUUCAAUUCCGUAGUGCAGUGUUUUAUACUGUGUAACCAUGAAACCAUUCUAUUCUUUUGUAUGCUUUCAUUUAAGAUUAUGAUCGAUUUGUACAGUUGUUUUAUUCAUACAUUCUGUCAUAAUUAAAGUGAGUUGGUAGAACAGGGUUUAAUAAAAACGAAGCAUGUUAUAGUUGCUCAAAUAUCGUUUUGAUCAUUCAUGCAUUUCUUUUAUUUUUUAUUUUAGCUUUUGAGGGUAUUUUCUCUUGUUCCAUAUAAUUCUACCCUCACUGUUUUUGUAUAUAUUUUACAUUUAGAAAAUUAGUUUAGCACAAGUUAGAUGUGUGUAUAUCAUUAAAAGAAACU
This is a messenger RNA of Saccostrea cuccullata (small rock oyster), 3658 nucleotides long. Its product is annotated as electroneutral sodium bicarbonate exchanger 1-like. Gene Ontology annotation, molecular function: sodium:bicarbonate symporter activity; solute:inorganic anion antiporter activity; monoatomic anion transmembrane transporter activity. The transcript is spliced from 19 exons. NCBI's taxonomy places the organism in Eukaryota, Metazoa, Mollusca, Bivalvia, Ostreida, Ostreidae. Gene Ontology annotation, cellular component: plasma membrane. The record is from RefSeq and is a predicted model, not a curated record. The coding region runs from base 157 to 3291 and encodes 1044 amino acids. Gene Ontology annotation, biological process: transmembrane transport; monoatomic anion transport; bicarbonate transport.